AUGGACGAGGAUGAAUUGUAUGAUGAGUUUGGUAAUUUAAUCGGAGAUCCACUCGAUUCAGACGCAGAUUCCUUAGAUGAAAUACCGGAAGAACAAGAUGUGCAAUCAGAGAAAGAAGCAGAAGAUUUGAUAGUUGAAACAGGCGAUGAAGCCUUAGUGAUACAUGCAAAUAAUGGGAAUGGACUCAAGCUUUCAGAAAAAUUUGGGCCAGGAGUGGAAACCAUAAUAGCGAAACCAUAUGAACAAGCUGUUGAUACACCAGUUAUUAAACCAAUGAAUAAGAAGAAGUUAAAGGUAGAAUUUACUGAGGCCGUAACGAACAACGUUGACGAAAACGACCAUAGAGUUAAGAACUUACCAGAGCUAGUGUAUUCGCGUGAUUAUAUGAUAUCUACGAUGAACCUGCUUCCAGAGAGAGUUAGAAACAUAGCAGUAAUCGGUAAUUUACACUCAGGAAAAACAACAUUUAUUGAUAUGCUUGUUUUGCAAACCCAUUCACCAUCAAUUUCAUUGAGUAGUAGUUUGAAAAAUUUUCAACCGCUUCGAUUUAUGGAUAAUCAUAAGUUGGAAAUCGACAGAGGUAUCUCAAUUGAAGCAUCGCCUAUUACAUUAUUAUUACCAGACUUGAAUGAUAAGUCAUUUGUAUUUAAUAUUAUUGAUACACCUGGCCAUAGUAAUUUUGCGUCCGAAAGUACAUCGGCUUUGCAGAUAGUGGAUGGUGCUCUUCUCGUAAUAGACGUAGUUGAAGGUUUAACCCCGAGAGAUAAGAGCCUAAUCUCAGAACUUAUGAAGAACAACAAACCUAUAACAAUUGUCUUGAACAAAAUUGAUAGACUAAUAUUAGAAUUAAGGUUACCCGUAGAAGACUUUUAUUUUAAAAUUAGUUACACAUUGGAUGAUAUUAACAACUUUAUAAACGAAAAUGAAUACGUGAGUACGUAUAAACAGCAAAUGGUAUUCAGCCCAACAGAUGGCAAUGUUAUUUUUGCAUCUUCAAGUUUGGAGUUUGUUUUCACAUUGGAUAGCUUUACAAAACUCUAUGCUGAUAACCACAAAUUACAAGGAGUCGAUUCUCAAGAGUUUAGUAGAAGAUUAUGGGGCGACGUUUUUUAUAACCAAGAUAAAGCUCAGUUCGUUAAUAGUUCAAACAAUGGAAAAUUCCUGAGGUCUUUCAAUUUUUUUAUUCUGGAACCUAUUUAUAAGAUCAUCACACAGACAUUAACAUAUGAUGGCUCAAGUAAGAACUUAGCACAGCUAUUAUGGAACAAUUUCAAAGUUUCAUUACAUAAUGCCCAAUAUAAGCAAGACUCUCAGAUGUUAUUGAAAGAAAUAUUCAAACUGGUUUUCUCGGGCUCAAAAGGUUUUGUUGAUCUGGUAGUUCAUAAUAUUCCAUCACCCAUAGAAACAGCAUCAGACAGACUAGAAUUACUUUCAGGUUCCGAUAACUUACCAUCUGCUAGAUUAAUAGCUCAAGCAAAUAAAUUAAUCGCAUCGGCAGAUGGUGAAAGGUUUUAUACUUUAGUCCGCAUAUACCAAGGUUCGAUAAAAGCUGGAUCAAAGGUGAGGGUUUUAGGACAAAACUUCGACGAAGACGAUGAUGAUUAUAAAAUAGAAGUUAUUGAUGAAUUAUUUAUUCCAGGCGGAAGGUACAAGAUUCCAGUUAAGGAAGCAUUUGCUGGUUCGAUUGUAAUAAUAAGCGGAAUUGAUUCAAUCAUUUCUAAAGGAGCAACGAUCUACGAUAAUGCGGAUUUCAACAGUGACUCAAAAAUUUUUAGGCCUUUAUCGUACGAGAGACAAUCGAUUUUCAAAAUAGCAAUAGAACCUGCAAAUCCCUCGGAGUUGCCCAAAUUAUUAGAGGGUUUACGUAAACUUAACAAAUCAUACUUGGCAUGUACAAUAAAGGUAGAAGAAAGUGGAGAACAUGUUUUAUUUGGCCCUGGUGAAAUAUAUUUGGAUUGUAUGUUACAUGAUUUGAGGAACUUUUUCACUGACGAUUUGGAAAUCAAAGUAAGCGACCCAAUGACACGAUUCAGUGAAACGUGUAUUGAUACAUCUGUAACUAAAAUUUCAGCUAAAUCAUCGUCAGGAAACAAUUCAAUUUCUAUUAUUUCCGAGCCAGUAGAUGAUAGCAGAUUGAGCUUAGCUAUCGAAAAUGGUAAAAUAAAUUUAUCUCAACCUUUAAAGACUACUUCCAAGAUUUUACGUAAAGAAUAUGGAUGGGAUGCAUUAUCAGCAAGAUCAGUUUGGUGUUUCGGACCUGAAGAUCUUCAUAAUCCAAGUAUAUUAAUUGACGAUACAAUAGAAGGUGAAACCGAUAAAAAGUUGUUGUAUUCCCUCAAAGAUAGUAUAAGCCUAGGAUUUAAGUGGAGUGUUAACGAGGGACCAUUAUGUGAUGAACCUAUAAGAAAUACAAAGUUCAAGAUAUUAGAUGCGGUAAUCAGUGGAUCUGAAAUACAAAGAAGUGGAACACAGAUAAUACCAAUGACAAGGAAAGCAUGUUAUACUGGCUUUUUGACUUCAUCUCCUCGCUUGAUGGAACCUAUAUAUACUGUCUAUGUGACAUGUUCUUAUCAAGCCAUAGUAGCUGUUAAGAAAUUGCUUGACAGGAGAAGAGGCAUGGUGACGACUGAAAAUCCAGUACCUGGAACUCAGUUAUUUCAUAUAGAAGGUCAAGUUCCAGUUAUAGAAUCUAUUGGAUUAGAGUCCGAUUUAAGACUUCAAACUCAAGGACAAGCGAUGUGCUUUUUAGUAUUCGAAAGAUGGGAUGUUGUUCCAGGAGAUCCAUUGGAUAGCGAUUGCUAUUUACCGCAACUUAGGCCUGUUCCUAAUGCUUCGUUGGCAAGGGACUUCGUAAUGAAAACUAGAAAGAGAAAAGGUUUAAGUGGCGAGCCUAACUUACAGAAGUAUAUUGAUAUUGAAUUGUAUAAUAAGUUGAGAGAAAGUGGUGUUAUAGAAUAG
Molecule: messenger RNA, 2958 nt
Organism: Debaryomyces hansenii CBS767
Lineage: Eukaryota; Fungi; Ascomycota; Pichiomycetes; Serinales; Debaryomycetaceae
Gene: SNU114
Product: U5 snRNP GTPase
Exons: 1
Coding region: 1-2958 (985 amino acids)
Biological process (GO): mRNA splicing, via spliceosome
Cellular component (GO): U4/U6 x U5 tri-snRNP complex; U2-type catalytic step 2 spliceosome; cytosol
Molecular function (GO): GTP binding; U5 snRNA binding; translation elongation factor activity
Source: RefSeq, a predicted model, not a curated record